This is a messenger RNA of Aedes albopictus (Asian tiger mosquito), 1506 nucleotides long. RefSeq names its product ATP-dependent (S)-NAD(P)H-hydrate dehydratase (gene Naxd). Gene Ontology annotation, biological process: metabolite repair. The transcript has a single exon. The record is from RefSeq and is a predicted model, not a curated record. Gene Ontology annotation, molecular function: ATP-dependent NAD(P)H-hydrate dehydratase activity. The coding region runs from base 259 to 1146 and encodes 295 amino acids. NCBI's taxonomy places the organism in Eukaryota, Metazoa, Arthropoda, Insecta, Diptera, Culicidae.
UCACAACACUUUCCUUUUGCUUAUCACCCCGUCUGCAACCCACUUGUGGAUGAUAUUGAUUGUCAUCAGCUUGACGUCGUCGUCUGACGAUUGUUAUUGCAAAGCCGAAGAAUUAUUCAAAUGGUGUUGAAGCUAUUUCUGCCAAAGCGCCCGAUUUUUGUGCAUCCUCAUUGUAUUCCGUAAUCGGCGAAUGCCAUUCGUAGCCUAGUACUCGUACCAACUAGCGGUGGAAGUUAUUACCUCUCUCAACGCAUCACAAUGAACGCGAGAAGCAUGAAGCCUAUGCUCGAUCGAGUACGCAACAUAGUGCCUGUACAGGAACCGCACCGCCACAAAGGUCAAGCCGGACGGAUUGGAGUAGUGGGAGGAUCGAGAGAGUACACCGGUGCACCGUAUUUUGCCGCCAUCAGUGCACUCAAAGUCGGGGCAGAUCUGGUGCAUGUGUUCUGUCCAAAAGCUGCCGCGCCGGUGAUCAAAUCGUACAGCCCGGAGCUUAUUGUUCAUCCUUUGUUGGAUGAGAAGGACGCCAUUCUACAAAUUCAGCCGGUGAUGGAACGGCUGCAUGUGAUUAUCAUUGGACCGGGGUUGGGCCGAGAUAAUGUCGCUCUGCACAACGCAGCGGAGUUGAUAAGAAUCUGCCGCCAGCUGCAGAAACCACUGAUAAUUGAUGCCGAUGGACUGUUGCUUGUUUCUCAUGACCCAACGUUGGUCAAGGAUUAUUACGGAGCUAUUCUCACUCCCAACGCGGUUGAGUUUAGCCGAUUGUUCGGGAAUGACCGUGAUCACAUCAUGGAGGCAAUGGCCAAGUACGGCCAAGGGAUGAGCGUGCUGGAGAAGGGUCCAAACGACAGGAUCUACGAUACUUACGCGGUGGAAAGGUUCGAUUGUCCGAUGGGCGGUUCAGGAAGAAGAUGUGGUGGGCAAGGCGAUCUGCUGGCUGGUGCUCUGGCUACGUUUUACUAUUGGGCGCGUGAAUCCAAAACAGAAGUUAGUCCGACCAUUGUCGCGUGCUUUGCCGCUAGUUAUCUAACGAAAACUUGUAAUAGCUAUGCGUUCAGGCUCAAAGGUCGCAGCAUGACUACUGGCGAUAUGAUCGAUCAAAUCCAUAAUGUGUUCGAUGACAUUUUUGAGCAUAGGAAGGAAUAGGAGCGCGUUCGAUCCCGGACUGGUUGGUUAUUAUUUGUUACAGUUUUGUGUUGGUAUAUUAUCAAAUGAAUAUGUUUGUGAUCUCUGUGUUUAUCAAAAUUUAAUAAAAUAUUGGUGGGCGUUCAGUUUAGUAUGUAAUAAGAACGGCGUUUGGAAUUGGCUUUCUCGGGAUGGAACUGGAUGUCACAUUUCUGCAGAACUAAAAGCUCCCCUAUUUUAGACUAUAGAAAUUGAAUUUACUUGGGAAUGUCCUGUGCUUUGUGGAAACGAAACACUAAAUAAAUGUCUUAAAGGCGAAUGAAACAAAUAAAGUUUAUGUUUAUUAGCACGGUUUAGGGUUUACUUAGAAUAUAAUAUAAA